AUGACAGUCUCACUUUCCCCCUCGUCCAAUUCAUCCAAGGACGCCCAGGCUGCCCGCAAGCGGAGGAGACGGGCCCCAGCCGGAGGAGCUGCAGAUGACUGCUUCACCUGCAUCAGGAGAAAUACCAAGUGCGAUAGGAGGAGACCCUACUGCUCGCAGUGUCUCGAGAUUGGAAAUGAAUGCUCAGGCUACAAGACUCAACUGACCUGGGGAGUGGGUGUGGCGAGCCGAGGCAAACUACGAGGACUUUCGUUGCCUAUAGCGAAGGCACCCCCAGUUGCACCUGUUGGAAAGAAAGCGGCGAGCCGGGCGCGAGCAGCAAGCUCAGCAGCGACUACUUCUCAAUGGAGCGGCCCGGAAGAGGGACUACGCAAAGUUCACCGAGACGAUAGAAACCAUACUGCCUCUAUACCUACAGCGCCGUACGGAUCUUAUCAAGACUACCCAAGAUUCUCUCAUGGAGAAGCACCAGUAACUACCCAAGGGGCUUGGGGAGGCCUUCCCGCAUACGCCGGCCACAUGGGCUCGCAUGACCCGCGCAGAUUCCAGAAGCUCGGCUCCCCAAUGGGCCACUAUCCUAUAAUGGGCGAUUCGCUAUCAUCAUCUGUGGACUCGCUCAGCGAAGUCGAGUAUGCUAUGGGACACUCAUAUGUCAGAGAGGAGAUCCCUUUCGUCCACAGCCCCGGCCUCAUGUACGAUAACUAUACGGCCCAAAAUUCGCCUAUGCCUCAAAGUCCCGCCGCGAUUAUGAUCGACCAACGAGCGCCAACCUCGUGCCCUGGCCUAGUCUAUGCUCCAUCGGAACCCAGUUCGAGCCUCGGCUCUCACCCUGACUCUUAUGGGCCGCAGAUGGCCCAUAGACUGGUCGCGGAUAGCGACACUUUGAGCGUCCCUGAGAUGGAGCCCUACGGUGCCAGCACGCGUUCCGCAGAUGGGACUCACUGGGCAGCUACGAUUUCAAGGGAUGAUGAUGUGAUGCCCUCCGCUCCGGCCAACUUAGCUUUCCCAUACGAGAAUCAGCCGAUACAGAUCAGCCCCGAUCUCAUUGCUAAGAUGCCGUUUUUCAUGGACUACUACGAGAAUAUUAUGUGCCCGUCAAUGGUGCUUGUAGAUGGCCCAAACAACCCUUUCCGAGACCACAUCUUGCGGCUAGCAUCGAACAGCCGCAGCCUACAACACGCAAUCUGUGCUUUAGCCGCCUGCAAUCUUAGGAUGAAGAGAAGACUGAGCCUUGGCCAACGUGCCAGAUCAGAUAGCAUCGGUUCUGAUCGACUAUCCGAGGCGCAAUCGGAUCACCACUCCCUGAACGAAGAGCACCAACACCGAAACCUGGCUGUUCACCUCCUAAACGAGCAGUUGAACGACCCUAUGAAAUCUUGUCAUGAUUCCGUCUUGGCUACUAUACUACUCCUCUGUCACUACCGCAUGGUUGAAUCUGGCGUCGCUAAAUUUCACACACAGUUUGCCGGCGUCAAGAAAAUCCUCAGUAUGCGAGGCUCUGCUCCUUACCAAGGGUCUAGCGAGUCUUCUUGGAUGGAGGCCAUCUUUACCUAUUUCGACUCAAUUUCUGCCAGCAUUAACGACCGCGACGCUCAACUCAACCAUUCCUUCUACGGCCUUCCUUCAGAUGCCAACUUACUUCCUCCAGGAGUCGAGAACCUGGUCGGCUGCGACAGGGAGUUAUUUAAGACCCUAAGCAAACUUGGCCGGUUGAACAUCCUGUCACAGCAGUACCAUGUCCAGAGUGUUCUAUCAUCGCCUAAUGCUCACGUGGGAACGCCAGCAACUUCGCCUCCCCUAGGACAGCCGUUCAAGCAACCCAACGCACCAACUGGGGAUUUCUUCAGCACAAAUCACCAUCGCUACGAUGGCGGCAGCAGCCUCGUUUCACAGAUGGAUGACGAAGAGAUCUUAUCCACGGGAUUUUGCCCCUCAUCCCAAUUCGACGAGCACCGCUCGACUUUCUGGCGCGAGUGGAAGGAAACUCGCAUAGCUCUUCAAAGCUGGGAAUUCGACGCCCAGCGCGUCGCCGCAUCCCUCCCGAACUCCGCGACCCAGGCCCAGAUACGCGACCUCCACUCUCUCUCCGAGGCCUUCCGCUACGCCGCUCUCCUCUACACCGAACGCCUGGCUUCGCCCCACCUGUCUUCCACCGACAACAACUUGCGCAACCUGGUCAGCCAGGUCGUGUACUACGCGACCUCGCUCGAGUCCGGCAGCAGCGCGGAGAAGUUCCUGCUGUGGCCGCUGUUCGUGGCGGGCAGCGAGUGCGUCAACGAGCUGCAGCAGAACAUCGUGCGCAACAAGUGCCGCGAGAUCAUGUCCCGCAGCGGCUACAUGAACAACCUCGCCGCCAUCGAGGUCCUCGAGCGCCUCUGGGCCGGCGAAUAUUACGAACCCCCCAUGACCCCCGGGAGCAAGCUCGGCAUGAGGCGCGGCUGCUUCAACUGGACCAAGUGCAUCGGCGGCCCCGGGGUCGAAGUCGAGUGGAUCAUGUUUUAA
Messenger RNA from Daldinia caldariorum, 2502 nucleotides. Its product is annotated as fungal-specific transcription factor domain-containing protein. Gene Ontology annotation, molecular function: DNA-binding transcription factor activity, RNA polymerase II-specific; zinc ion binding. Lineage: Eukaryota; Fungi; Ascomycota; Sordariomycetes; Xylariales; Hypoxylaceae. The coding region runs from base 1 to 2502 and encodes 833 amino acids. The transcript is spliced from 2 exons. The record is from RefSeq and is a predicted model, not a curated record. Gene Ontology annotation, biological process: regulation of DNA-templated transcription.